CAACGAGCGUACGUAUUUGUUGGAAUAUACGAUGGCACCUUUUCUACGCAUGUCAUGGACGUAACAAUGCAUUGAUUUCUGCGCCAAAAAACUGCGGCGCAUACUCCGAGUUACGUCAUAACAUGGACGUCAUGUGACAGACAAAUGCCUAUCGGAAGCGAACGAAACGUCGUGUGGCCGAGGAAGGCGAUUCGAGGUGAUUCCUCUAGUGGUAACUGAGUGUCAUCUGACUGAACGUGUGUAUUUGUCAAACGCCACUACGAAAAUUGCGCAGUGUUGAAAAACAAAAGCAUUUGUAAAAAACAAUAAAUAUGUCUCUGAAUACGGCUCACGCAAGCGGAGGAGUUCUUAUUCACGCAGGGGAAUGUAUAAUAUUAUUUUGUGACAAUGUGGUAAUGGAAUUUCAUGGGCAAGAACAAGCCGAAUUCAAAGGAAGCAAGUCUGGACGCCUGUACUUGACAACUCAUAGAAUUAUUUUCAAUGCAAAAGAUGGAAGGGAGAAAAUGCAGUCCUUUAGCUUUCCAUUUGUGACUUUGAGUGAUGUUGAGCUAGAACAACCAGUUUUUGGUGCUAAUUAUAUCAAAGGAAAAGUUCGUGCCCAGCCCAAUGGGAAUUGGGUUGGUGAAGUGAAGUUCAAGCUCAUGUUCAAGUCCGGUGGUGCUAUUGAAUUUGGACAAGCAAUGCUAAAAGCUGCCCAAAUUGUAUCCAGAAACGGACCCCAACGUGAUGGUCUGCCGGCAUACACCCCACCCACUGGCCCAUGGUAUGCUGCUCCUCCGCCUGCUUACACUCCAGCUCCCACUGGAUAUUAUGGAUGGAUGCCACCCACCCAUGUUUUUCCAUCAGCUCCACCGCCAAACUCUGUAUUUAUGACAGAUAUGCCACCUCCAUACCCAGGUGUGAAUGGAUACAAUUGCUAUGCUACUGCUCCUCCUGCUGGUGCUGGGGCAGUAGGCUUCACACAACCUGCUCCAUCAGCUGCAGAUCUAAAUGCUGCAAAGACUGAUACCCAAAGUGCUUAUUUGAUGACCCAAAACAAACAACCCGCAAAAAAAAGGGGAGAGCGUCACCUUCCAGUGCGCUAUCGUUCCACCACCUGCAUUACUAACUGUGCAAUUACAAUUGAUCCUGAGGAACCUCCACCUACUUACCAGUCUGCCACCGGAAAGAAGAACCAGUAAUCACGCUUCUUGCUUAUCCAUCUGUACAAGACUUGAUGGGUAAUUGUUUCAUCUGCUAACUUACUGGCUGUUUGUCUGCUGGUUUAUUCUUGUGAGAAUCUUGUGCAUAUGUAUAUUUGUAAACAUUUUUUGUCCUAGAGCACUAUAAAAAUGUUUCAAGAAUAUUUCAAAGCAACUGAUAUAUUAAAGGAAACAAUUAUUGUAAUAAUCAGAGGUCAAGAUUAAGGGUUUUAUGUUAAUAGUGGGACCAUGUUUUAGUGGUAAAUUGUUAUGGAGAUAAUAUUUUAUCAAUGUUACAUUCAAUAAAAGCUUGUUGCAAGAUCUUUGUCAAUGCAUAGGAUCAGCUUGUCACUUGUUUUUGUUUUUUAUAGCUUUCUGAGCUUAGUGUCAGAUUUAUGGUUCUUGGUUUCCCUGUUUUGCAGUUUAGCAUUACUAUCCAGACUUACCACCAUGUUGACACACAUUUUAGUGUUGGUUUCUCAUUACAAUAUCAUGAAGACAAUAUCCAAUAUUAUAUUAACAAUUUUAAAACCAUUUUGACUGUGAAUGCAAAUGACAGUUUGGUCUGCAGUGCAUUUUCUUGCAACUAGUAUUGCUUCUCGUUUAGAUAAUUUUAUAAUUGAAAGUAAUUAAAAGAGAAUUAUUUUAUAUUUAUAUAAUGCUUCUCAACACAACUGAUGUAUGUUCUUCAGUAUUAUUGUGAUUGUGAAUAUCAAAGAAUAUUAUUUUCUUUCUUGUAAAAUUAUAUUAAUUAUAUGCAACACGUUCAAUUCCUUUUCAAAUUGCCAUGUUGGUGCUAAAGCACAAAUGGAAACUUGCAUGCUAUGUAUAAUUGAGUAGUUUAGUUGGAAAAUUCUAAAAAGUCCAUAAAACUUGUACAUAUAAGAAGAAGAUAAAAAUUGUAAUUAUAUUAGUUAGCAUUUUUAUUCUUUAUAUUAUUGUGAUACCAAGACUGAGGAUCGUAGGGCCAAGACCUACUUUUAAAAAAUCACUCAAGCAACUUGAAAAAACAAGGGGUGGAAUGUUUUUCCAGAAUGGUUUACAGAUCAAUUUGAAUAAUUUCUUUGGAAAAGAACCCUUCAUAAAUUUUUUUAAAAAAAUUGAUAUUUACAGGAAUAUAGGAAAUAUGUUGUAUGUAAACAUUUUCAGUAUUUGUAUUCUUUUUCUUCUUUUCUUUCUUUCGUUGUGCUUCAAAUAUUUUGGAUAUCUUGUAAUGACAGUUAAACAGAUUACGGCUGUGAAGAUUUCUCUUUGCUAAAAGACUUGGCUUGUUCAGUGCUUUAAUGUAUUUAAUCAUAUGGAAUUUAAGGUUACUGUAAUAAUUCUUCUCACGUUUUGGUUUCUCACGUUUCAAUCUACAAUUUUCGUAUUCUUUUAUAAUUACUCAGGCUUAAUACGUGAUUGUGCAGAUACUUGUAAACCACCAGUGAAUACAUAGAAAUGUGAUCAAACAUUUGUUAUAUUGAAUAAGAUUAAUGCAGCGACUCCAAUAGUGAACUGUUUUCGAGUCAAAACUGUGAAUUGGUCUUGUUCUCUCUCUCUAUCACUCACUUGGUUUCACUCUUCUUUUUUCUCCUAAAAAACUAAACAAUAUUUAAUCACUUCAUAGUAUAUAAUAGAAAAGAGUUCAAGCAAAAAAUAAAAAUGUAGUUUCUUCAAAAUUUUAAAUUACAAAUAUUUAAUAUUAAUGGCAAAUGAAAGCCAGUAUAGGUUUUGUUGUGCUGAUGUCCAGGGCACAGUUUAGUGUUUCCUGCCUUCAUUGAUUAAUGUCUUUCUGCUGCUUCAUUUUUUUUUUUAAAAUAUAAUUGUGAUUUCUUCAA
Molecule: messenger RNA, 3001 nt
Organism: Gryllus bimaculatus (two-spotted cricket)
Lineage: Eukaryota; Metazoa; Arthropoda; Insecta; Orthoptera; Gryllidae
Source: the annotation of a GenBank genome assembly